GCGCAGCCGGUGGCGGAGGGGGCGGCGCGGCUCCGGGGCGCCGCAGAAGGGCUCGGGCCGCCGCCGCCCCCCGCGCCCAGCAUGGUGAUGGCCGAGCCCCGGCGGCACCCCCAGCUGCUGCCCCGCGGGCUCGGGCCCGUCCGCGUCGGCUUCUACGACAUCGAGGGCACGCUGGGCAAAGGCAACUUCGCCGUGGUCAAGCUGGCGAGGCACCGCAUCACGCGCAGCGAGGUGGCAAUAAAAAUCAUUGACAAAUCUCAGUUGGAUGCUGUGAAUCUGGAGAAGAUCUACAGAGAAGUGCAGAUAAUGAAAAUGCUGGAUCACCCCCACAUCAUAAAGCUCUACCAGGUGAUGGAGACCAAAAACAUGUUGUACCUUGUUACAGAAUUUGCCAAAAACGGAGAAAUUUUCGAUUACCUCGCCAGCCACGGCCGCCUGAGUGAGUCCGAGGCCAGGCGCAAAUUCUGGCAGAUCCUCUCGGCAGUGGAAUAUUGCCACGGGAGAAAGAUUGUCCACAGGGACCUGAAGGCUGAAAACCUGCUGCUGGACAACAACAUGAACAUCAAAAUAGCAGAUUUUGGAUUUGGGAAUUUCUAUAAGAGUGGUGAGCCUCUGACAACGUGGUGUGGGAGCCCACCAUAUGCAGCCCCAGAAGUUUUUGAAGGACAGCAAUACGAGGGACCUCAGCUGGAUAUCUGGAGCAUGGGUGUAGUCCUUUAUGUUCUGGUCUGUGGAGCAUUGCCUUUUGAUGGACCAACACUCCCCAUACUGAGGCAACGAGUUCUUGAGGGGAGGUUCAGGAUCCCUUACUUUAUGUCAGAAGAGUGUGAACAUCUGAUUAGAAGAAUGCUGGUCCUUGACCCAUCCAAACGGUUAUCUAUAGCUCAGAUCAAGGAGCACAAGUGGAUGCUCAUAGAAGUCCCUGCACAGAGACCCAUUCUUUAUCCUCCAGCAGAUAAUGAGCCUCCCAUUGGAGAAUACAACGAGCAGGUCUUGAGACUAAUGCACAGCCUUGGGAUAGACCAGCAGAAAACUAUUGAGUCUCUGCAGAACAAGAGCUACAACCACUUUGCUGCCAUCUAUUACCUGCUGGUGGAAAGGCUGAAAUCCCACCGGAGCAGCUUCCCUGUGGAGCAGAGGUUGGAUGCUCGGCAGCGGCGGCCAAGCACCAUUGCUGAGCAGACAGUGGCCAAGGCCCAAGCUGUUGUACCUGCAGUUAACUUGCAUUCACAAAAUCCAAGGUUGUUGCAGUCUCCAGGUCUUCCCUCAGCUUCAGGAGCAGAAACCUUUUCAUUCCCUCCAUCCACCUGCCAGGGAGAGACAGCAUUUAUGGAGGAAGAAAGAGUUGAGACACCAAAGGUAAAUGGCUGCCUGCUGGAUCCUGUACCUCCUGUGGUGAUGAGGAAAGGAUGCCAAUCACUGCCCACCAGCAUGAUGGAAACAUCUAUAGAUGAAGGAAUAGAGACAGAAGGAGAAGCAGAAGAUGACCCUGCCCAGACACUUGCAGCCCUCCGGGCAGCUCGCUGUGGGAAGAGACGUCACACCCUGGCUGAGGUGACCAACCAGCUGGUGAUGCUGCCAGCCACAGGGAAAGUCUACUCAUUGAAUGAGAACUCAUCCCUGGGCAGCAUCGACUCCGAGUAUGACAUGGGAUCCAUCCAGAGAGAUGUUAAAUUCCUGGAAGAUGCUCCUUCCUUGAAAGAAAUGGUACUAACUAACCAACAAGCACCCAGAAUGACCCCACCUUUCAUAGGGCUGAGACCUGCCAACCCAGCCAUGCAGGCACUCACCUCCCAAAAACGAGAGACCCACAACCGCUCCCCCGUCAGCUUCCGAGAGGGUCGAAGAGCUUCUGACACCUCCCUCACCCAAGGAAUUGUAGCAUUCAGGCAGCAUCUCCAGAACCUGGCACGAACAAAAGGAAUCCUGGAACUGAACAAAGUCCAGAUGCUGUAUGAACAGAUGGGAUCAGAAGAAGAACCUUCUCUGUCCUCACCUGCCACCCAGCUGCAGGACCUCAUUAAUAGCCCUCCACAGGAGGAAGCAUCUCAGCAGCAGCAGGAAGCUGCCUCUGCUUUCCCUAAUGCUGCACAUCCCCCCCUGUUACCCAGAGGGCAGAGCUCAGACCCCCAGUACCUACAGCACAGGCUCCAGAAACCCACUCUGCUAUCAAAAGCUCAGAAUACUUGCCAGAUAUAUUGCAAAGAAUUGCCUCGGAGUCUGGAACAGCAGUUACAGGAGCACAGGCUGCAUCAGAAGAGACUCUUUCUCCAGAAGCAGUCCCAGCUCCAAGCGUAUUUUAACCAGAUGCAGAUAGCUGAGAGCUCAUACCCCAGGUCAACUCAGCUGCCACUUUCAUGCCAAGAAGAGCAGCAGCCACCCCAGCAGCAGCAGCAGCAGCAGCAAUCAGCCCAGUUCAGCUUGCAGCAGGCUCUGAGCCCUGUGAUGGAGCCUUCCUCAGAACAGAUGCAAUACGACCCCUUCCUCAGUCAGUAUCAGAAGGUGCAGCUGGACCCACUGCCACCCUCCCGGAUCACCAGCUCAUCCCGGCUGUCAGCACCAGGCCAGGUGCAGCAGGAGCCCACACAGUCCUUACAAUAUUCCUAUCAGACUCGUGAAUUGUCUGUUGUCACCUCCUCUGAGCCAGACUACCCAGAGCAGUGCCAGUAUUCCCUGGAGCCAGCACAGCCCAGCAGGGCAGCACUGCCUGACAGCCAGGGCAGCUCAGCAGCUCACGAGUCCCAGACAAACUAUGAUCCAUUAACCCUCUCAGAACUGCCUGGGCUCUUGGAUUGUGAAAUGAUGGAGACUGUGGAUCCCCAGCACAGUGGCUACGUCCUGGUGAAUUAACACCAGGCGGUGACUAACACGGGAGUGGAAGACAUGGACAAAUGGAAAAGCAUGUGAAUUUUUUUGUUUUUUGUUCCUACCCCAGAGUUCAUGGUAAUUUUUCAGCCUUUGAAUUAACAGGGGAACUAAAAAUCCACCUGACUGGAAAAAAAAAAAAAAGCAGGAGGUGGAAAGAAGUGGCCACUAACUCUUCUUGGUGGCAGGGGCUAGAGAACAGAUAGUGCUGGUUCAUCCCACAAAGAACUAGUUGGCAUAGGAGGCAAAAAGGUGAAUUCUAGAGGAAUGAAAUAGCCCCUUCCAAAAAAACGGGGGAGUUUGUCAGCGUCCAUCUAACAUUCACUUGGAGAAAUGAGAAUGAGUGCACAUUGUAUUGUACUUCUUGACAAUAAAAGCAAUAGUUUUCAUUGAAAUUCAGGGUAGAUCGGGUCUGCGCUGAUGGCAACUGUAAAACUCUUGUAACAGCAGUGUUAGGUGGGAUUAAAGGAAAGUUGCUCCUUGGCAUCCAAUUGCUGGUUAGGCUCCUGAUGUGGAACUGCUCCAUGGUCAGUCUCUCAGAUCCCCAGUCAUCUCAGGCAGCAUCCACUUCCCUUGCUAGGAAGUCAAGAGUAUUUCCUGAGCCUGCCAAGGAACUCAGAAUUGUUCACUAAGGUAAGCUCCUGGAUCUCUGCUGAUUAUCUUGACUGUGUCAAAGGAUACCCAGACCUGAGAGUGGUUUGUGGAAACCUCAGGUGGGGAUCAGAAUACUACAGAAUAAAGAAUUAGCUAACAGAGAGAUAGAAGGUAAGAAGUACCAUGAGAAAACCCAAGAGCUGCAGCCAAUGGCAUUUGCAAAACAAAACUCCACCCUGGGUGGCUUUUGAAAUCAACCCUUCAGGCAGGCAGGGCUUUGUGGAGGGCUCUGUCCUGAGGAAGUUCUGAUCCCUGGUAAGGAUCCAUCUGUUUUCUGUUGCAUUCUAAGAACAAGCAAACAAACUGUGUUUUGAAUUUGCAGUAUGUGUUGCUGGUGGUUUAUUGAGCUUUGUAUAUUUGGACAAUUAUUUAGGGUUUUAGAACUUGAGGAUAAAAAACAAUGAGCUUAAGAAAAACCCCUGUGAAGUGAUAGUGCUGUGCCUUUUUCUGUUCUUUAUCAGCCUAUAUGCUUUUUUUCUGAAGAAAGUAGACAACACCCCAUUUAUAUCCUUGCUAUAGCCAAAGUCCCUUCAGAGCACAUGUUCCACCAUGUGGAACAUAAUCUUUAACUUUCUUACUGGUUUGAUUGUUCAUGUAUAUACAACACUGAAAGUAUUACAGCAAUAUUUAGCAUCACAAACUGUUGAUGUGUCAACCAUUUCAAGGAAUAGUAAAUUCACCAAGCACUUGUGUCUCCAGAACUUUGUCACCAGAGUCUUAGGAGGAUUGUUUGGGAAUCUGCAGGAAGUUUAGGUUUCUAGUUUGGAGUUUUGUCUCUAUCCCAGGAGGACAGGGAAGUGAUGCUCCCAGUGAGACAGCUCAGCCCUCACCUGAGCAAACCUUAAGCACAACUGCAGAUUCCUUAAAGCACAAGGGAUGGCAGAGGACCUGUGCUUACCACUUCUGUAGGAAAUAAACACCAGCUCUUUGCUGCCAGGUUGGGGCAGCUCAGGUCUUUGAUACUACCCAUAAUGAUGGUGCAGAAAGGUGGAUCAUCAGCCAGCAUUUACAGCAAUAAGACUGCAAUGUGGAAUAGCAGGGCUUCAGUCACUGCCUUGCAGGCUGGGUGGAGGAGGGGAGGGUUUGACAGCCAACAGAAGGUGCUUUGCUUUCCUGUGCACAGCUAGAGAGGCAACUUGUGUUUCCUGCUCUAAGCAUGGUCCAGUUGUGCAGCAUACUCAGUCCACAAGUGCUCAGCUUCUACCUCGAUUUCACAGUGAUGCUCCAGGCAUCAGCAAAGGAGAGUUCAGGGGUCACAUCCAUCCACCACUUAGGUGAUGCAAGAUAAAGAGGACUGGAUAGCUCUACUUUAAAUAGCUGAGAUAGAAAAGGUAUCACUGGAUGGUUUCCCUUCCAAAGGAAACUUGUCUGACACAGUGAAUAGCUAUGGAACACAGAAACCCCUAUGAUACCUGAAGUGACUAACAAAGGGAAGGGAAAACAAAUACUGCAGGCCAGGCAUUUCACUGCUGAAAACAAAAAAAAAGGCAUCAAAGAGUCCUGUCCUUUCAUCCUUUCUUCCCUGCCCCACAGCAUAAUAAACGCUUUCUGGAAUUUUAAUAUCUGACCAAGCAGUCAAGGAACUACGUGGUAAAAACUGCUCAUGGACCCAGAACACCUCUGGAGAGAGGUUCUGCUGCAGGAGCUGGGCUGCUGCCAGAACCACAACCACUUCCUUCCCCAUCCAACCCCAGGAUACUGUGCAUUUCAGGACUCAAAAAUAACUGUUCUUGAGUUCUGUGAUUCAUUUAUCAGGAUGUGCCAACUAAUCUAAGCCCAUUUGAGCUCUGCAGUGCUGGUGAGGGGGAAGCUAAUGUGUUUUUUUAUGUAGUUUAGAGUGACUCUUCCCCUCAACCAAAAGCAUAUUUAACAUUUCAUGUAAUUUCUUUUAAGCCAAUUAGAAUAAAAGGCUUCAGAUGCCUUCUGAUACGGCAGAGUACCCACUGGGCACCUCUUUGUACUACUUUGAAGCAGCUUUUUUGUUCCAAGUCUGUUAUGUCUCACAUUAGAGAACUGUGUACACUACUGUUAGAGUAAUUAUUAGCUUUAUUAUCUGGUAUUACAGACUCCUUUGAAGAGACUUUGGUGUGAUGUAUAUGGGGUAAAAAUUUCAUAUGGAAACAAGUGCAAUAUGUGUGUGUGUAUGGUACGUUCUUUAAUGUAUUUUUUUAAGGAGUUAGAGGGUUUAGUCUCUGCUUUGGGAUAAAUGCACUAGUUUUGUGAGCUCCAGUUUGGCAAGUUUAUCUGUAGUAUUUACCUGCAACUCAAAUGCUGGACUCUGUAAAGCAAUUACAGUGUAUUAAUACAAAAUAAAGAAUACGUGCAUUUCA
This is a messenger RNA of Calypte anna (Anna's hummingbird), 5849 nucleotides long. It is a transcript of the gene SIK2, whose product is annotated as salt inducible kinase 2. Gene Ontology annotation, molecular function: ATP binding; tau-protein kinase activity; protein serine/threonine kinase activity. Lineage: Eukaryota; Metazoa; Chordata; Aves; Apodiformes; Trochilidae. Gene Ontology annotation, biological process: intracellular signal transduction; protein phosphorylation; microtubule cytoskeleton organization. The record is from RefSeq and is a predicted model, not a curated record. Bases 82 to 2850 code for a protein of 922 amino acids. The transcript is spliced from 15 exons. Gene Ontology annotation, cellular component: cytoplasm.